UUGGCCUCACGCUCACGGCUUUUCGCGCUUCCCCAAAUCGGCCUUUUUCCCACCACCGUACCGCACCGCCCGCUAUGUCGUCUUCCCACAGUGAAAAGUUGUCACCAUGAGGAGCGGAGAAUCCAAAACCUCUUGUCUUCCAUUCUCUUCAAUUUCUAACCCUAAUCUGCUCGCAGAUUGAGAAAUGGAGCCGUCUCUGCUAGAACGGUGCCGCCGCGAUCGCCGCCAGCUCUUGAGCUUUAUACUCUCUUCAGGUUUGAUAACGGAGGUUCGAACACCGAGUGGCUCCGCCACUACCUCCUCCAUCUCCGGCCCUGAUCUCGAUAUUCUCAGCGCCGAGUACGUCCUCGAGUGUAUCCAAUCCGGUGGGGUGCUUGACAUCUCAAAAGCGACUAAAAGGUACUAUGAAGAAUUUUCAUAUCCCGCAAUGAUACGCUCCCAGUCAGGGAAUUCCUACUUUUUCCUUUCAGAUCCUGAGUCAGCUGGAUCUCCUCCUCAGCAUGCACCUCCUCCAGUUAAGGGGGACCAGACUAUUAGUCAUGUAUCAAAUUCAUCCAAUCUGCUGGAUCCUUUGGUUCACGAAAAUGUUGCUGUAUCUGGGGUCAAAUAUGAUGCCAUUAGGAUGUCACAUUCAAAACCAGUGAAAAUAAUAACUGUUCCUCCAUUAGGAUUGCCUCCCUUGAAUACAGGAAUAUCAGAUGAUGACUUGAGGGAAUCAGCCUUUGAAAUAUUGCUGGCAUCUAUGAUAUUUUCUGGUAUCGAGAUUCCUGCUGUUGAAGUUAAAAAGAAAGAUAAGAGCUCUAAUCUUCUAUCUGGACUGAAGAGUAAAAGGGAUAGAAAAUAUGCGCGAUCUCAGCUUCCGGGAGGCCAUUCAGAUCUCCUCAACACCAUUCGCAUGCAAAUGCAGAUAUCGGAAGCUGUCUAUUUGUGCACCAUGCAAAGGCUGAUGCAGUUGGCUUCCACAAAAAUGUGUAAACGGAUGGACAUCCCUCAGAUUUCCUUGGGGCUCUUGACUGGCAUGUCCCAGUCUGAUUUUCCAAAUGAGAAGUCCUAUGCUCAAUGGAAAAGGAGACAUGUAAAUACUCUUGAAGAACUCUUAUGUUCUCCUGACAAUAGAAUAGCUGAACAGCAAAAAAUUGGACCCUUGCUUACAAAAGUAAAAAAUUCAAAGGAAUGGGGCAUUGCAGUGUCCCCUUCUGAACGUGCAGAGAUCCUAUCAGUGGUUACAGAGGUGGUUUUAAAGUUGUCUGCUCCAUCACGAUUUGGUGUUCAUGAUGAAACCUACUAUUGGACUGUUGGCUAUCACUUGAACAUUAGGAUUUAUGAGAAGCUGCUCUUUGGCUUAUUUGACAUUCUGGAAGAAGGGCAGCUCAUAGAAGAAGCUGAUGAGGUCAUGAAGCUGAUGAAGUUGAGCUGGUCUACUUUAGGCAUUAACGAGAAAAUUCAUAAUGCAUUAUUUGGAUGGGUGCUGUUUCAACAGUUUGUCCGGACUGAUGAAGCAGUUCUUCUAGAUUAUGCAAUUCUUCAAGUGCAGAAAGUUUUAUCUGCUGACAGUAAUAAUGAGGAGGAGGAGCAAUAUAUGAGCAGCUUAACAUGUUUAACAGAAUAUAACAGUAAAGGGACAAAGUUAAAUUUGGUCCAGGCUCUCUUCUUUUCAAUGAGUGUGUGGUGUGACAGUAAACUUCAAGACUAUCAUCUGCAUUUUUGUCAGAAACCUUGCUUCUUCAGAAGGGUAUUGACCUUGGCAUUAGCAGUUGGAGAUUGUUCUUUUAAUGAAUGUCAUGAAAUCAAGUUUAAAAAAUCUGAUGCUUCAGAUGAGAUUGUCAGUAGGAAGCUAAGAACAUAUGUGGAAACAUCCAUCAAAGCUGCAUGCUAUCGGGUCACACAGACCAUAGAUCUUGAAUCUAAAAUAGAAAAGACACAUCCUUUGGCUCUACUUGCAAACAAACUGAGGUUGAUUGCUGAGAAGGAGCUGAAUUUAUUUUUCCCACUGCUACGACAGUGGUACUCUGAAGCUGGGAAGGUCUCAGCCAUUCUGCUGCACCAAUUUUAUGGAGAAAGACUGAAACCAUUCCUCAAGGGAGUAUCAUGUCUUAGUGAAGAUGUCAGGUCAGUACUUCCUGCAGCUGAUAAGUUGCAGCAUGACCUGACUUGGCUCUAUACCUCUGCGCAUGAAGAUAAUGCUUCACAUUCUCCUUGCAAUUUACAGUUUGAUCCUUAUCAGAUUGGAGAAGUCUCAAAGCCAAUUAUUCUUGACUGGAUUGUUGCUCAGCAUGAUCUCAUCUUGGAAUGGACAGGACGUGUUUUUGAUCUUGAGGAAUGGGAGCCUUUGUCACAUCAGCAAAAGCAUGCAGCAUCAGCAGUUGAACUUUUCAGGAUCAUAGAGGAGACUGUGGAUCAAUUAUUUGGCUUAAGUCUCUCACUGGAUAUUGCACAUUUACGAGCUCUUCUGUCUAUAAUUUUCCAUACUUUGGAUACCUAUUUGCUGAGAAUGGCCAACCAGAUAGUUGAGAGACACCAUCUAUACCCUUCUGUUCCUUCUUUGACACGGUAUGAGGAGACAGUCUUUCCUGUAACAAAGAAAAAGUCGUAUGGUAGUGUGCUUCUUGAAGAGGAAGUCAAUGAUAAAUUGAAUGCACUGACAAUCUCAACGCUCUGCAUCAGAUUGAACACUCUUCAAUAUAUUCAGAAACAGGUUAACAUGCUAGAAGAUGGAAUUAGGAAAUCAUGGGCACUUGUUGGACAAUAUGAAAAUCAAACACAGUCCAAGGAAAAAUCCCUAGAGCCUUCAAAGAGCCCUGACCGGAGAAGUAUUGAGUUGGUUGAUGAGCUAUUUAUUGCCAACUUUGAUAGCAUCAAGGACACUGCUGCUGAUACAAUCAGGGAAAUCUGCGACUUCACAGGAGCAAAAGUUGUGUUUUGGGAUUUGAGAGACUCGUUCCUGUUUCAUUUAUAUUGUGGUAGCGUUGAAGGUGCUCGCUUGGAUAAUAUUCUUCCAUACUUUGAUACUGUCCUCAAUCAUAUAUGUGGUUCAAUUGAUGACAAUCUCAGAGAUUUGGUGGUUUCAAGCAUUUGCAGAGCAUCAAUGGAAGGCUAUGUUUGGGUAUUGCUGGAUGGAGGCCCUUCUCGUGCAUUUUCAGUUUCGGAUAUCUCAAUGAUGGAAGAUGACCUUAAUAUGUUAAAGGAUUUGCUUGUAGCUGAUGGAGAAGGCCUUCCACGUUCAUUAGUUGAGAAGGAAGCUAGUUUUGCCCAUCAAGUUUUAAAUCUGUUCUCCCUUCAGACUGAAUCUGUAAUCCAAAUGUUGAUGAGUUCAAGCGAACACAUUGCAGCUGGAUGGGAUUCGCGCAAUGAUAGAUGCAGGUACCUAGGGGAUGCCCACACCUUAAUCCGUAUAUUAUGUCAUAAGAAAGACAGGGAAGCCAGCAAGUUUUUGAAAAGGCACUACCAGCUUCCUGCAUCUUCAGAAUAUGAUGAUACUCCAGCCGAAUCAAAUUCAAAAUCACCUCUUGGAGCUGAUCUUACAAUGCGGAGCAGGUCUUUCCAUUGGUCUGAGAAGGGCAGCACCAGUUUCAGAUCAAUAAAGAAAAAGCUUAAGGAAGCAACAUCAGAUGUCAGACAUGCAGCAUGGUGACCAUAUUGCAAGAUGUGGUGACUGCUCAUACGAACAUUCAUAUUUUGGAUCUUUUCUCUAUUUGUCAUGGUAUUAGGGUUUCUCGAAGGGUUAGAUUGGAAAUUGAGAGAGUGCGGGGAAGAGAGAGCAAAAAUGAAGAGAGAGACAGAACUGAAAUAGAGAGAAUUGAGGGGCAAUAAGGCAAAAAGAGAGGGAGAAUAACAAAAAUAGAGAAAAUACAGAGAAAUCAGAAAAGAAUGAGAGAGAGAGAGAGAGAGAUCAAAGUUGACAAAAAAACAAAAAUUCAAUUAUCAUUUCACUUAAUGACUAAUCCUCUAAGUUACGGUCUAUUUAUACACUUUUUAGGUAAAUGUACAAAUCAGUAAAGUAGUAAAAUACAAAUAAGCUUUUUAGGUAAAGGUACAAAUCAACAAAGUAACAAAAUACAACAAAGAAAAAAAAUAUGUAUUGGAUAAUUCCUAAUAUAUCUUUGGUUGUG
Diospyros lotus (date-plum) is the source of this 4109-nucleotide messenger RNA. Its product is annotated as protein unc-13 homolog. The record is from RefSeq and is a predicted model, not a curated record. The coding region runs from base 185 to 3631 and encodes 1148 amino acids. NCBI's taxonomy places the organism in Eukaryota, Viridiplantae, Streptophyta, Magnoliopsida, Ericales, Ebenaceae. The transcript has 27 exons.